Molecule: messenger RNA, 1215 nt
Organism: Gilbertella persicaria
Lineage: Eukaryota; Fungi; Mucoromycota; Mucoromycetes; Mucorales; Choanephoraceae
Exons: 10
Coding region: 162-1061 (299 amino acids)
Biological process (GO): S-adenosylmethionine biosynthetic process
Cellular component (GO): methionine adenosyltransferase complex
Molecular function (GO): methionine adenosyltransferase regulator activity
Source: RefSeq, a predicted model, not a curated record
UUUUCUUUUUCUUUUUUUUUUUUAUAUGAUUUCAUCAGCAUGGUUAAUGCAACAGAGGUGUCCAAUCAUAAUUUGCUCUUGAACAAACUUGGACGAUCAUUUGUUUUCAAUUUCCGUAAUUACAAUUUCUUUAGCUUCUUUCUUGUUUUUUUAAAAAAAUUAUGAAGGCAAUUGUUACUGGUGCCUCUGGACUCUUGGGCAGACCUGUCGUUAGAGAAUUUCAAAACGCUGGUUGGGAAGUUGUUGGUACAGCUUACUCUCGUGUUAAAGACAACCUUGUCAAGCUUGAUUUGAAAGACGGUGCUGCUGUCGAGAAGUUUCUCGAGGAGCAAAAGCCUAACGUUCUUGUUCAUUGUGCUGCUGAACGUCGUCCUGAUGUUGCUGAGAAAGACCGUGAAGGUGCAUUACGCUUGAAUGUUGAGACACCUAAAAGACUCGGUACACUCUGUAAAGAAAAGGGCAUUAUGCUCAUUUAUAUCAGUACAGACUAUGUGUUUGAUGGCACUUCGCCUCCUUAUGAGGUUGAUGACAAGCCUCACCCAUUACAAUUCUAUGGUGAAACAAAACUGGCAGGUGAGGAAGCAGUCAUGAGUGUUUAUCCCGAAGCAGCUAUUCUUCGCGUUCCUAUUUUGUAUGGUCGCACAGAAUACAACGGUGAAUCUGCCAUCAACAUUUUGAUUGAUGUAGUUUUAAAUCACAGCAAACCUGCUACUGUAGACAAUGUCGCUGCUAGAUACCCUACAAAUGUCGAAGAUGUUGCCCGUGUAUUAAAGGAUCUAUCAGUUGCCAAAUUGAAGGAAGGUAAAGACAUUAAGGGCAUUUAUCACUUUACUGGUCAAGAAUGUAUUACAAAGUAUCAAGUUUGUGAAAUCUUCGGUUCUAUUUUGAAUGUACCCAUUGACCAUCUUGCCCCACAAAAUACAGUUGAUAAAGCUGCUUCUGUCUCAAGACCUGAAAAUUCACAUUUGUCUGUCAAACGUCUUGAAGAAAGCAAUAUUGACACAAGCUUCGUCAAUUUUGCCAAAUGGUGUUCGCAAAACCUUGGUCUCCAAAACAACUAAAAGUUUAUUAUAAUAAACUAUGUGUUUUAUUUUGACAUUUGUCGAUCAACUACCAUUAGACUUCCUACAAAAGUCAAGUUCUACAAUUCAAUAAAAUAGUUAGAAUGAAAUCAUCAUUCUAUUGUACUUGCCAUCUUUGCUCUCACUUCAACAA